AUGCAAGACCUUGACAUCUCAAGCUCACUAGCAACCGAGGAGGAGACAAUUGAUCUCAAGUCAUGCCCCUCUAUUUUUGUUCUUCCAACGCAUAUAUCACUGGAAGAGCUCCAUCUCAUCGAAGGGUUUCUCUCUAGAUGCGGUGCGCCAUUGACCUACGAUAUCACUGAAGCACGAUUGGCAAUUGGCAAGGUAUCGCAUAAGAAACGCGCAGCGCUGGAGCUUCGCUCCAAAGGACUAUGGACAGAAGACGUGCUACUCCCGACUGAAGUGCCAGAACCACCCCUCAAACGGCGCCGACUUGAAGACGAUGAUAAGGAUAUCAUAGUGGUCGAAUUAAACUGGAUACACCAGUCGCUGAGAGCAAGACAAUCUCUACCGUUGGACCCGUUUAUUGUCUAUCGAGGUCGCAGAAUACCAAAACCAUCGUCUGAUCUUUCCUCCUCGAUUAGUUCUCCUGGUCAAAAUGUUUCUGCUAAGCAAAGUCCAGCUAGGAGCAUAUUGGAGAGAGCAAAAGAGGAUGCAGCAUCUUCGCCGACACCACAAUUUAUACCGUCAUCUCCACGUCGAAUGAGGGCUACACCAAGCAGCCCUUCUGUUCAAGGGCGAAGGCCAAAAUUAUACCGUGCGUCUACUUCUGACUUUGAGGAAGAAUUAUCCAUCCCAGAUCCUCCAGAGUGGGUGCGCGAUAACGUUAUAUAUUCUUGCUGCCGCUCCACCCCGCUGCAUCCGCCAAACGAGGACUUUAUAAACCAGCUACAGAUGAUUAAGAAAAUCCGAGUAUUAACGUUGGAUGAAGUUGGCGUACGUGCAUAUAGCACUUCCGUCGCCUCACUAGCAGCAUACCCGCAUAAGAUUAAGUCUCCGGAAGAGAUUCUAUCUCUACCGGGUUGUGAGAAUCGAAUCGCAAAUUUGUUUACAGAAUGGAAGCACAGUAAGGAUGGAACUUUGGAGUCUGCCAUGCCACUCAACUCUGACCCCGCUCUGAGAGUGAUCGAUUUGUUCUAUAAUAUCUGGGGUGUUGGAGCUAAGUCUGCCAGAGACUUUUACUACCAGAGACAAUGGAGAAAUUUAGACGACAUCGUCGAGCAAGGUUGGGAUAGUUUAUCCCGUGUCCAACAAAUCGGGGUGAAAUAUUAUGAUGAAUUUCUGGAGGGAAUCCCAAAAGAUGAAACGGAAUACAUUGCCGACACUAUACUAAGCCAUGCAAAAAGAGUAAGGCCAGAGGCUGGCUUCGAUGGCAAGGGGAUGGAAUGUAUUGUUGUCGGGGGAUAUCGACGGGGAAAGAAGCUAAGCGGAGAUGUAGAUGUGAUUCUUACUCACCGAGACGACAGGGUCACAUCCAAUCUUGUCUACGACGUUGUUGCGAGCCUCGAGCAUGAAGGAUGGAUUACCCAUACGCUUGCCAUUCAUUUAACAAAUACCAACCGCGAUCAACAGACCUUACCAUACCGCGGCGAAUCAAGCGGGAAACCCAGGUUCGACAGCUUGGACAAAGCUUUGGUUGUAUGGCAAGAUCCCAACUUCGAAAACAUCCCCUCAUCGCCAUCAUCGUCAUCGUUGCCCGAACCCCAUCCCUACGAGCACCAGUCGGGUUCCCACGCAUCAAGGGGGAAAGGAGAAAACGAAAAUGCAAGCAAAGAGGGCCUGUCCAACAUGAAACACUUGAAGCAAGACCCACAAGACAUGGGUCCCAACUCCUUGGCUGAGCUUGGAACAGCAGCCGCCCCCAUCGCAGAAAAUCCCCGAAGGACAAACCCAAAUCUCCACCGGCGUGUUGAUAUUAUAGUAUCCCCGUUCCGAACUAUAGGGUGCGCGGUGCUUGGAUGGUCAGGCGAUACGACUUUCGAACGCGACUUGCGAAGGUACGCCAAAAAAGUACACAAUUGGAAAUUUGACUCUAGUGGUAUUCGGUCGCGAGAUGGAAGUGGAGGUAGGAUCAUUAACCUCGAGAGUGAAGGGAAAACAUGGCAGGAAAGGGAGAGGUUGGUUAUGGAAGGAUUGGGAAUUGGAUGGAGACCGCCAACGGAGAGAUGUACGAGAUGA
This is a messenger RNA of Arthroderma uncinatum, 2046 nucleotides long. Its product is annotated as high-affinity nickel transport protein. Gene Ontology annotation, cellular component: nucleus. The coding region runs from base 1 to 2046 and encodes 681 amino acids. Gene Ontology annotation, biological process: double-strand break repair via nonhomologous end joining. The record is from RefSeq and is a predicted model, not a curated record. Gene Ontology annotation, molecular function: DNA binding; DNA-directed DNA polymerase activity. The transcript has a single exon. Lineage: Eukaryota; Fungi; Ascomycota; Eurotiomycetes; Onygenales; Arthrodermataceae.